Molecule: messenger RNA, 1332 nt
Organism: Rhinopithecus roxellana (golden snub-nosed monkey)
Lineage: Eukaryota; Metazoa; Chordata; Mammalia; Primates; Cercopithecidae
Product: cysteine and histidine-rich protein 1-like
Exons: 3
Coding region: 458-1036 (192 amino acids)
Source: RefSeq, a predicted model, not a curated record
CCGCUCUAGCCUCCGCUCCUCUCGCUGGUGGAGGUUCCCGACCGCGCUCGCUCCCGCACCCGGAAGCCUGGCAGAAGAACCAAGGCCCACGGCGGUGGGCGGUCCGUUGGUCAGGCUCGGGCCUCUCGCUCGCCGCUGCGUUGGGACUGCGCAGGCCGGUAACUGCGCACGGCCGGCCGCCCGGAGGCCUGCGCCGUAGCUCUUCCUGGACCCGGGCUCCCAGGACGGCGCCUCCCGGAGUGCAGGGAGCAGGCCGAGGCCGCCGCGUGGGCCUGCGGCGUCCCGCCGCUCUCUCAUCCCCAAGCCCGGCACUCCCACUUGGGCUCCAGGGCCCCACGGCUCACGUGCCCCCAGCCUAAACCGAGUCGUUUUCCCCCGUUUCCCGGCUGAAUUAGGUUCUUAUUCUCCACAGGUGAAUAUCUCCUAUCUGCGUUCUCAUACUACCGCCUGAGGUGCCAUGGCCCCCAAGCCGGGGGCCGAGUGGAGCACAGCCCUGUCCCAUCUGGUGCUGGGAGUGGUGUCUCUGCACGCAGCCGUGAGCACAGCCCAGGCAAGUCGAGGGGCUGCUGCUGGCUUCCUGCUCCAGGUCUUGGCUGCCACCAUCAUGCUGGCCCCAGGGCUGAGCACACAUGAAGACUGUCUUGCUGGAGCCUGGGUGGCCACCGUCAUCGGCCUGCCCCUUCUGGCCUUCGAUUUCCAUUGGGUGAAUGGGGACCGCUCCUCUGCCAACCUGCUCCUGGGAGGAGGCAUGGUGCUGGCAGUGGCUGGUGGCCACCUCAGCCCUGAGGGCCGCUCUGUGGCUGGUCAGGCAAUGCUGUUGGUGGUCGCAGUGACCAUCCUCAUUGUAGCUGUCUUCACGGCCAACACUUAUGGGAUGUGGGGGGGGACGAUGCUGGGUGUGGCAGGCCUCCUGAGCCGGCUGGAGGAGGACAGGCUGCUGCUGCUACCGAAAGAGGAUAUCUGUCGCUGGGCCCUGGCUGCAGGCAGCUGGGCUUACUGCCGGGCCCUGCAUACACAGCGCCUGCAGUGGGAAUGACAGUUGGAUACAGCAAGGCAGGGUUUCUGCCCUGCUGAACACUUUCCCUCCCACCUGCCUGCUCCUGGCGCCUUCUCCCCUAGAGGUAGACUCUCCUGAAGUGGGCUUGCUGCACAUUCACUGGUCAGGAGCAGAGUCUGGGUGCUGUCCUUUGGCCACGUGUGGGGACUUGCCUAGACCAGAAUGAAACAGGGUCCCAGACACGUUUGGGGGACCUGAUUCUGGGCUGGACAUGGUUGUGGAUCCAGAGAAGAGACCUAGUCUCCAAUAAAUCUUAGGAAUUUUGCAGGAAUAUG